Messenger RNA from Lodderomyces jiufengensis, 2868 nucleotides. Its product is annotated as mismatch repair ATPase. The transcript has a single exon. Gene Ontology annotation, cellular component: nucleus. Gene Ontology annotation, biological process: mismatch repair. NCBI's taxonomy places the organism in Eukaryota, Fungi, Ascomycota, Pichiomycetes, Serinales, Debaryomycetaceae. Gene Ontology annotation, molecular function: ATP-dependent DNA damage sensor activity; mismatched DNA binding; ATP binding. The record is from RefSeq and is a predicted model, not a curated record. The coding region runs from base 1 to 2868 and encodes 955 amino acids.
AUGUUACUUGUUUCAAGUUCAAAAAAGUACGGUAGAAUCUUUAUAAAAAAUAUAACGAAAACAAGAUGUCAAAGAUUAGCAACAGUUGCAGCAAAUUCCAAUACUACAUCCAAGGUGUCAGGAGAAUUAGAAAGCUGGGAUAGAGGUGGACGCAUAGAUAAAAUUAAUAGUAAGAAACCAAAAGGAGAAGAUAUAAAUUUUACACCAUUAUAUGCAUCAAUGAAACGUCUAAUAGAUCUGAAUCCAGGAUGUGUUAGUUUUAUUCAAGUUGGAAGUUUUUAUGAAAUGCAUUUUGAUCAAGCAGAAGAAUAUGGACCAAAAUUGGGUUUGAAAGUUGCAUAUAAAAAGACAAGUAAUCAUGUUAUACCAAUGGCUGGAUUCCCAUUAUCACAAAUUAAAAAAUUUAUGGAAAUGUUAAUUCAUGAUCAUGGUGUUAGUGUUGCAAUUAUUGAUCAAUAUAAUAAUCUAAGUAAAACAAAUCAAAAUCUUAUACAUAGAAAAGUUUCAAGGAUUGUUUCACCUGGAACUUUAGUUGAUGAGUCUUUUUUAAAUUUUAGUCAGAAUAAUUAUUUGGUUUCAAUAUCGUUCCCACCAAAUAUGAUGAAAUUGCCUGCUGACCCAGAUAUGAUUGUUGGAUUAGCUUGGGUUGAUGUUUCUGUUGGUGAUACGUUUGUUCAACAAACAACUUUGGGAAAUUUAAUAUCAGACUUGUCUAGAAUCAAUCCAAGUGAAAUAUUAAUAUCCAAAGAAUAUAUGGAAUCUUCAAAAUCUUUCAUUCAAUGGUUUCCACCUUUACAAGAACUUAGGAGAUACUUUAUACGGUUUCAUAAUACUCAAUACUCGGACUUAAAACUACAAUUUAAAGCUACAGCACCAGCUGUUAGAAAAGCAUUAGAAGAUUUAAGUGUGAGGGAACAAGCUGCUUUAAAUUUAGCUUUAUCAUAUGUCAAUGUUAAUUUACCAGACGCGGAAUCAUUACUUGAUCUACCCGUAAGAUACUACAGUAAAGAAAGUCUACAAAUGGAUUCAAGAACAAGAGAAGCAUUGGAGUUGACAGAAAGAGGAUCAGGAAGGAAGAUUUCUGCUAGUGGUACAUUAUUGUCGACAAUAAGAAGAACUUGUACAUCAUCAGGAGCCAGACUAUUAACUCAAUGGUUGAAAUCACCUUUAGUUGAUGUUAAAAAGAUACAAGAAAGACAACAAUACGUUGAAUUAUUUCUUUCAGAAACUCAUUUGCGAACUGGGAUUAGACAUCGAUUACAAAAAAUAGCUGACUUCAUUCGUGUAAUUCAAAAAUUAUCCGCUGGUGCAGGUGAUGAUAUGACAAACUUAAAUCAAAUUGCUGAUACAUUAGUUGAUUUAAACGAUUUAAAAUUUUAUUUAAAAGAAUUUAAUGACAAUAAUGCUGAAAAAUCUCUGGUUUUAAUUAACUUUUUAAAAGAUUUUGAUAUACCAAUGCAUGUAGCUGAUACAAUUCAAGAUGCUAUUAUACAAGAAGAUUUUGGCUUUGCUGAAUCUCGGAAUGAGAUUGCUAAUGAAGAGUCGGCAAACGAUGACUUGGUAGAAGAUGAUGAAGAAGCUAAUACUUUCACGAAUAAUUUUAUGAAGCAAUAUAGAAUUAAUCACGAAGAGUCAACUUCACAAUUAUACCUUAGUAUUAGAAAAGAUUACAACGAAGAAUUGAGAAAAUUGCAUUUAGAGUUAGAUAGCAUAGUUGAAAAAGAGAAUGAAUUUUUGCAGAACUUGUCAACCAAUCUUCAGCAGUAUGAUCCAAAAGUCACCAUAUCUAAAAAGGAUCAAUUGGGGAAAUUAUACAAUGUCUUACUUAUCUCAGGUAAACUGUCGUCAACGAAAAAGAUAUCAGAAGUUUUGCAUCACGAUAUUAUUCUGCAAAAGAAAACAUCACUAAUAUAUAGACCCUCAACUUGGAAUAAAAUACAACAAGAGUUACAUACAAAACAAAAUUCGAUAAAAGAAAUUGAAAAUGAAAUAGUUCAAAAUUUGCGUAAUGUUGUAUUGAAUGAAAUUUCAAAGAUCAGAUCAUUAGCUAAAGCAGUUGAUUUUCUAGAUGUUACUUCUUCAUUUGCAAUAAUUGCAGAAGAAAACGAUUGGGUACGACCAAAUAUAGUCAAAAAUUCAAAAUUACAAAUUUUAAAAGGUCGGCACGUUGUAGUUGAAUCAAGUUUGAAAAGUUCUGGUAGUAUGUUUACAUCAAAUGAUUUAUUAUUCAACUCCACUAAAGCAAAAUUAUGGGUUGUUACUGGUCCAAAUAUGGGUGGUAAGAGUACAUUUUUGAGGCAAAAUGCAUUAAUUGUUAUUUUAGCUCAAGUUGGUUCAUUUGUACCUGCUGAAAAGGCAACUAUUGGUAUAGUUGAUAAAAUCUUUACCAGAAUUGGAGCUUCAGAUGAUUUAUAUAAUGAUUUAAGUACUUUCAUGGUUGAAAUGAUUGAGACCAGUAAUAUUUUAGCUCAUGCUACCCCCAAGCUGUUAGCUAUAGUUGAUGAAAUAGGAAGAGGCACAAGUGGUAAAGAAGGAUUGGCUAUAGCUUAUGCUACUUUAACUACAUUAUUGAAAAAGUCAAAAUGUAGAACAUUAUUUGCGACUCAUUUUGGAAAAGAGUUAGAUAAUUUAUUGAAAGUACAAAACGAAGAUCAAUCACAAUUAAAGUUUUAUAGAACUAGAGUGUUGCAAGCUAAUAAUGAAAAAGAAGGUGGUAUACCUAUAAUAGAUCAUUCAUUGGAACCAGGUAUUAGUGAACGAUCUUAUGCUUUUGAUGUUGCUAAAAAGGCAGGAUUUCCGGAAUUUGCAUUGAAAGAAGCUGAAACUAUAUAUAAAAAAUUAUCUAAAUACCAAUUUAGUAGUAAAUAG